GUCGACAAAUAUUGAUUUAUCACUCACAUAUUUUAGUAAACAUGCGGGAACGCCACAACAAACGCCUAUAGUCCGCUGCAACAAUCUGGAGCAUUUCCCAAUGUCGGGGCUAAACAACGUUUUGACUUUCGUUAGCCUGUGCGGUUUGGGAUUGUCCUUUUAUUCGUAUAUGGUCGAACUUUCGGUGGAACAGGAUGAAAAUUAUGUGGCCAGUUGCGAUUUUAGCGAGCACAUGAGCUGUACCAAGGCAUUUAAAUCCGAAUAUGGUAAAGGAUUCGGAAUACUUGGUCGAGUGGUGGGCGAGGAUUCCGUUUUCAAUGUACCAAAUAGCCUGUACGGUAUAUUAUUCUACAGCUUUAUGGCGACAGUGGCAUUCUCAGAUUCAACGUUGACAACGACUAUAGCACUAGGAGCGACUAUUCUAUCGAACUGCUCCUCGGUGUAUUUUGCUUCCAUAUUAAUCUUUGUACUGAAAGAUCUCUGUUUGGUUUGCGUAACAAUUUAUGUAAUCAAUCUUAUUAAUUUAAUUCUUAUUUAUAUUAAGUGGAACCGUCUUCGGGAAGAAGAGAGGGAAAAGGUGGACUGAACAUUGUUACAUAAUUUGUUAUACGCCUGUAUUUUGAGAAUAUAAUUAUACACUGUUUUCUUA
Messenger RNA from Photinus pyralis (common eastern firefly), 649 nucleotides. It is a transcript of the gene Vkor, whose product is annotated as vitamin K epoxide reductase complex subunit 1-like protein 1. Gene Ontology annotation, molecular function: vitamin-K-epoxide reductase (warfarin-sensitive) activity. The transcript is spliced from 3 exons. The record is from RefSeq and is a predicted model, not a curated record. Gene Ontology annotation, biological process: vitamin K metabolic process; peptidyl-glutamic acid carboxylation. Lineage: Eukaryota; Metazoa; Arthropoda; Insecta; Coleoptera; Lampyridae. The coding region runs from base 101 to 586 and encodes 161 amino acids.